CCAAGUUAACAUCACUAACAGUGCAACAACAAAGCUAGCGAGGCGCAUAAAUUUCGCAAAAUUUACUUGCUGUGAAAUUGUUUAAACAAACGCCCAGUGUAAACAAAAAAUAUGUGAAUAUAAUGCAUGUCGCGAGCAAUCGCAAUGCAAUCACGCGUGCAAUGAGCCGCUGCUGCUGCUGUGACCAUGAAAAAUGCCAGCGAGAAAUUUGCGAAAAUCAAUGAAAGCCAGCAAAAGUGUAACAACAAAAGCAACAACAAUAAGAAAUAUUCGAAAUUAAGUGAAAUUGAAGGCGAGUUCGUUAUGCUGCGCUGCCUUUACAAUAGUUAAAGACUAUUAAAAACAGAGCUCGGUUAUAGCUUAAAAACAACAACAACAACCACGACAACAACAUGGAUGGUCAACGUGCUCGCGAUCUGCUGACGCUGCUGCAGGAGCGCGUUGCGUUUCUCACCGGCGGUCGCGACAGACGGGGCGGACCAUUGCUAUGCUUUCCGGCAACGCCGCGCCGGGAUCGCCUGAAACCGGAGGAUUUGCGUCGCCUGCUCAGCUACUUGAUUAGCAUACCAAGCGAUGCGGCCAAGAAUCUCGGCUUUACAGUCAUCAUUGACAUGCGAGGCAAUGGCAACUGCUCGACGAAUGUGAAGACAAUAUUGAAGGUACUCCAGGAGCAUUUCAGCGCCAACAUACACAACGUGGUGAUCAUCAAACCGGACAACUUUUGGCAAAAGCAACGUGCUUCAAUCAGUUCGAAUAAAUAUAAAUUUGAGACGCAAACCAUUUCGAUUGAGGCGCUUAAUAAGAUUGCUGAAUCUCAUCAAUUGACUGGAGAUUUUGAUGGACAGCAGCUGUACGAUCAUCAACAGUGGACGGACGCACGGCUGGCCAUUGAGGAUUUCUUUUGGCAGGCUGGUGAUAUGGCCGAUCGCAUCGAUGAUCUCCAGGAGGAUCUUAAUCGCAACGAUUUUGCCGAGGAUGUUAGUCUUGCACGGCAUGCCAUCGAUCAUCACAACGAAAUGCGCAAGAAGAUCACCAAGCUGCCCAUCGAGGAUCUCGAUAUGCAGGGCAAAAAGCUGUUAGCCAAGAUUAACAUGGCAGCGACAGCAAAUGUCGGCUCAACCGGACAGUGUGCUGGUGGUGCUGCUACAUCCGAUUGCUCCGACUCCUUCACCUCCUCAGCUGGUCAGCAACAGUCACAGGGAGGCGUUCAAAAUGCUUGUGUGGGUAGCAAUAAUAAUCCAGAUAUGUCAGCGGCUAUUAACAAGGCGAUGCGACAAAUUGACCUCAUCCACACGGGCCAGGAGCGUCUCUUGAUGCUUUGGCAGCACAAAAAAGUCAAGCUGGAUCAAUGCUUUCAAUGGCGUCUCUUCGAGCAGGAUUGUGAGAAAAUGUUCGAUUGGAUCUUGCACAAUCGUGAUGCAUUCCAAAUGAGCUACGUGGAGAUUGGACACAACUAUUCGGUGGCCAAAUCUCUGCAGGAUGAGCAUCAAAAGUUUGCCGUCAUCUCGAUGAACGUGAAUGUGAAUAUUGAUCGCGUUCUGGCGGUUGCAGCACGUCUCAUUGAGAGUCAACAUUAUGCGGCACAACAUAUUAAAACGUUGGCUCAACGUUUGGAUCGCACCUGGAAGGGUUUUGGCGCUGGUUUGGAUGAACGUACCGCUGUGCUGCAGUUGAGUGUGCUGUUCCACCACAAGGCGGAGCAGUAUUGCAAUAGUGUGACCAGCUGGGCAGCUGCUUGCCAGGCCUCGCAGCCAUUGCCAUCGGAUAUUCAGAGUCUGGAGACGGCAAUCCGCACCCAUCAGUCGCUAUACGAGGCCAUGUGUCAGGCCUACACCGAGGUGCAUUCGACCAGUAAAAAGUUGCUCUAUCAAUUGGAUCAUUUGGUGCAUGUUUGCAAUCAACCUCCGCCUCCAGGCGUUCCCGAUCAUCGCAAGAACAGCAAUAGUAGCAGUUACAACAAAUACGAGCGACAGAAUCCCGCGGCAGAUUACAGCGAGGGUGCCAGUCAUGUCCUGGCGGUCAUACACCAAAUAUUGGGCCAUCAUCGAACACUCGAAGCGAAGUGGCAUCAGGAGAAGAUUCGAUUGCAUCAAACGCUCGCCUUGCGUCUCUUUCAAGAGGAUGUGAAGCAAGUGCUGGAUUGGCUCAAGAAUCAUGGUGAGGUCUUUCUCCGCAAGAACACGGGCAUUGGACGCAGCCUGCAAAAGGCGCGUGUCUAUCAAAAAUCCCACGAGCACUUUGAGAACGUUGCCCAGAACACGUACAGCAAUGCGGAGAAACUCUUGGGCGCGGCAGAGGAGCUGGCACGCAGUGGAGAAGCGGAUCCCAAUGAGAUAUACUCGGUGGCAAGAGAACUAGAGUUGCAGGUGGCAAGCUUUGCGGAGCGUGUGGAGCAGCGACGACGACGUCUCGAAAUGGCCGUACUCUUUUAUACGCACGAGAAGGAGGUGACAGCGUGGAUUGACUCAUUGCACACGGAUGUCAGCACGGAUGAGACGCGAUUAGCUCAAGAGAAUCUCGAGGGGAUUGAGCGACUGCUGAAUCAGUUUAAAAAUGAUCAGGAGAGAACUGUCAAUACCUGCAUGUCGAUCUCUGCGCAGGGAGAAGCGUUGCUCCAGGAGAUGCGUGCUCUCGAAUAUGUGGACAAUACGGGCUCCUUGGCCGCACUUGAGGCAACGCUUGAAAAGUUCAACAAGCAGAAGAUUGAGGUCGAGGAACUCUGGUCUGCGCGCCAGUUUCGAGCAGAUCUUAUACUGCGUCUGCGGUACUUUGAGCGCGCUGCCAUGGAGUUGUUUUCGCAGUUGGAGAUGUGGUCGGAGGAACUGCAGCAUGCAGAUCUCUCGCGCGACUAUCAGAAGGCCGAGCAACUCCUUCGCAUGCACAACGAGUCCGUCAAGGAAUUUCAGAACGCCACGUACGAGGUACAGCAGCAGGGUCAGGAUCUUUUGCAGCUAUUCGAGAACGCUGGCUUCAUCUCCAUGGCGGAUUCAACGCACACGGCGCAGGCACGUAUCGAAUAUCUGUAUGACUUUCUGCGUGAACGUGCAAGCGUUCUGGGGGAGUCGGCCGAGGCGAAACGUGCCAAGCUGGACCAGGCCGUGCAGCUGUGUCAGUUCCAAAACGAUGCCAAUCAGGUGAUAUCCUGGAUAAGAAACGGUGAAGCGAUGCUGGUUGCCAGUUUCGUGACUCCCAACAGUCUGCAGGAAGCAGAGCAGCUGCGCAAGGAACACGAACAGUUUCAGAUUACCAUUGAAAAGACGCACACAUCGGCCGUCCAGGUGAAAUACCGUGCGGAUGGACUCAUCAAUGCUAAUCAUUACGACCCAAAGUCAAUACGGGAGAUCAGUGAUGAUGUUACCAAAAAGUGGCAACAAUUGGUCACCUAUGCAGAGGAACGUCACAAGCUGGUGACAGCGUCGAUUAAUUUUUACAAGACGGCCGAGCAGGUUUGCUCGGUGCUCGACAGCUUGGAGCGAGAGUAUCGACGGGAGGAAGAUUGGUGUGGGGGCGGCGGAAGCAGCGACAAAUCUCAGGCGAUUGUCCAAUUGAUAUCGAAGCAUCAGGAGCAAAAGGAGGCAUUCCUCAAGGCCUGCACCCUGGCGCGUCGCACAGCCGAGACUUUCCUCAAGUAUGCAAACCGAUCGCAGCAGUAUUACCAAUAUCACCAGGGAAAUUGUGAGGCGCAUGUGAAGAGUAAACUGGACAAGCUGCUAACGCAGGAGAAUCAAGUCUUGGAUUUCUGGACGCUGCGUAAAAAGUCACUCGAUCAAUGCCAGCAAUUUGUGCUGUUCGAGAGGAGCGCCAAACAGGCCAUCGAAUGGAUCCAUAAUACAGGCGAAGGUUAUCUCUCGUCGCGCACGAAUCUCGUUGGCAUAUCGAGGGAGGAGACCGAGGGACUUUUGAAGGAACACAACGAAUUUCGUAGCACCGCCAAGGAGACACGAGAGCGUGUCAAGCUGUUGAUUCAACUAGCCGAUAGUCUGGUCGAGAAGGGUCAUGCCCAUGCCAGCUCUAUUAAACAGUGGGUGGCUUCGGUGGAUCAACGCUACAAGGACUUUAGCAAUCGCAUGGACAGCUACUGUGAGCAGCUGGAGAAGUCACUGGGCAUGUCACAGCAGCAGCUAUUGAAUCAUCCCGAAUCCGAUGCAAAUAGCUCCAUCAGCAGCACAUCCGGCGCCAGCAGCAACAAUGAUCGACACUCGGAUCCGACGCUUGAGGCCAAGUUAACAACCUCGGCCAGUUCGGCGGCCAGCAAGGAGAUCAACGAGGAGAAACGCAAAUCGGCGAGACGAAAAGAGUUUAUCAUGGCGGAAUUAAUGCAAACGGAACGCGCCUAUGUCAAUGAUCUGGCCACGUGUAUCAAGUGUUUCCUCGAGGAAUUCCGCAGCGGAAGGAAUGUUCCACCUGUUCUGGUUGGACAGGAGGAUAUUAUAUUUGGUAAUAUACGGGAAAUCCAUCAUUUCCAUCAGAAGAUCUUUCUGCGUGAACUGGAGAAGUACGAGACAAUGCCGGAAGAUGUGGGCCAUUGUUUUGUCACGUGGGCGGUCAAGUUUGAUAUGUAUGUGCAUUAUUGCAAAAAUAAACCGACCUCGAACAAUUUGCUGGUUCAGCAUGCGGGCAACUACUUUGAGGAACUGCAGCGUCGCCUCGAGGUGGAGCAUCCGCUGCCGGCGUAUCUGAUUAAGCCGGUGCAGCGCAUCACCAAAUACCAGCUGCUGCUCAAGGAUCUGUUGUCGUGCUGUGAGGGUAGCCACGGUGAGAUCAAGGAGGGCCUCGAGGUCAUGCUCAAUGUGCCCAAGAAGGCCAACGACGCCAUGCAUCUGUCGCUGCUCGAGAACUGUGAUGUAUCCAUCGACAAGCUGGGCGAAGUGGUGCUCCAAGAAGCAUUCCAGGCGUGGGACACCAAGCAGAUUAUUCGCAAGGGGCGUGAGCGUCGUGUGUUCCUCUUCGAGCUGUACUUGCUCUUCGCCAAGGAGGUCAAGGAAUCCAAUGUGGUAAAGUAUCAAUUCAAGAGCAAACUCAUGACCACUGACAUGGGCAUCACGGAGCACAUCGAGGGAGAUGAGACUAAGUUUGCCGUAUGGACUGGACGUUCUCCCAUGCUCUCCGACUGUCGCAUUGUGCUCAAGGCCAACAGCCUGGAAACCAAACAGAUAUGGGUAAAGAAACUGCGUGAGGUCAUGCAGGAAACUUGCUUCUCGGGCACCUCGCUUACGUUGCCAAAGUCACCAGCUAAGAAUUCUGGCUCCUCGCAGCGAUCUUCACGUGACCUGGACGAGCCACUCACUGAGAACGAUCACGAUCGCCUCUCCCUGGCCAGUUUUGGUUCUGGCAACACCACAGACAGUGAUAAUAAGCUGGGCAACCAGGAGGCCACCUGGGUGAUAGCUGACUAUAUUGCCAGUCCGGGCAGCAAUGAGCUGAGCGUUAGCAAGGGCCAGCAGGUUGAGAUUAUUGAGCCGCCCACAGCCAGUGAGCCGGACUUUUGUUUGGUGCGCCUAAAUCCACAGCAUGACGAUUCAGCGGUUCAGGAGGGCCUUGUGCCAGUGUCAGUGCUCAAACCGCCUCCAGGCUCUCACAAGCAAGGUUCAUCUGUCAGCAGCGGAGCAACCGGCGCCAGUGGAGCCGUCUCACAAAAGUCAACUGAUAACAUGCAGGAUCAAGCCAAUCGCAGCAAGGCGGAUGCAUUGUCCUCUUCAACCAAACGACGUGGAUUUAGCAAGAGCAAAUGGUUGCCACCUCAACUGCGUAAACUGUCCCAGAGCAAGGUUGAGAAAUCGCCAAACGACAAAUCGCUGAUGAAGAAACCCUCGGAGAAGAAUCUGAGACUACCACAGAAACAUUUCGAUGAGCUGGCGGAACAAACGGGCAGCGGUGCCGGCACAGCGACACCUGGCAGCGGUGCGAGUACCAGUGGCAGUGUUGGCCAAAUGCCACCACAAUUCCCCAAUGUAAGCACCCAACAGCACCAGCAAGACUAUGAGGCCGAGGAGGAAGCCGGCUUGGAGCUGCCGCCCCCGAUGAAGCCCAUACAAGAGCCACAUUUGAUGGCCAAUGGACCGCCCGCAUUUCCCAAGGAUCUCAAGGAGAGCUCAGGCAAUUUGGCCAGCACUGGCAAGAUAGACGGCAAUCCACUAUCGGAAAUUGAACAAAUUGUCAGGAUGAGCAGGGAACAACACGAGUCCAACAGCCGUGUCGAUGGCAGUGUAACAUCUGAAGAUGCUGGCGAAGGAGCUGCAAUUGUGAAUGCCAGCACCAAUGGACGUUCUCAUGCUGAAGCCGAGUCGGGCUAUGAGCAGGAUAACAAUGACAAGAACAAGACCAGUGAUAGCGAUAGCGUAGCAAAAGCUUUACACCAACGCCAAAUGGUGCUGAACGAGCUUGUCUCAACAGAGGAGUCAUAUGUUCAUGAUCUGCACUUGAUAGUCAAUGGCUAUAUGAAGGAGAUACACAACAAGGAGAUACCAAGGCCAGUCGAUCUGCAGAGCGGUAAAAUGGAUCUGGUCUUUAACAACAUCAAAGAGAUCUACGAGUGGCACAGAGAUAAAUUUCUAAGGGCUCUGCGUCACUGCCAAAAGUCACCAACCGAUUUGGGGCCGCUGAUAAAGAACUCAACCAACAAGUUCACCAUGUACUAUUAUUUCUGCAGCAACAAACCACUGUCCGAGUUUAUAGUCACUGAGCAUCAGCAAUAUUUCGAGCAGAUACGUAUAAAACUGGGACAUCGCUCUGAUUUGAGCACGCUUAUCAUAACGCCGGUUCAGCGCAUUAUGAAAUACGGACUGCUUAUCAAGCAGCUCCUAAGGGAAACGACUCUUGCGGGCUUGCACAAUGAGGUGCCGUCGCUGAUGGAGGCUUACUCGCAAAUGGAUGUUGUGGUUAAGACGGUUAACGAUAUGAUGGUGGUGUUGCGUAGUUUGCACGAUUUCGAUGGCGAAAUUACAGCCCAAGGUAAUCUGCUGCUGCAGGGCACACUCAAUUGUUCUAUCGACGCCGGACAAAAGCAACGUGAGCUGCAGGUGUUCCUCUUCCAGCAGAUCAUCAUUUUUGCUGACAUUCAAAAGCCCAAGUCCCAGUUUACCGAUCCCAUCUACAAAUAUCGCACCCACAUACAGCUGAACCAUAUGCAUCUGGAACGGAUAAAGGAGAGUGAUUACAGUUUUCGAAUCAAAUCAACGGACCCGAAUAAACCAAUUGUUAAAAUUGACUGCCAGGCAGGCUCAGAAGCGUCCUAUGACAAGUGGUUGGGCAUGUUAAACAAGAUACUCGAGCAGCAGAACGUUCUUAUAUCCAGGCUCGUCAAUCCAUUGAACAAUUGAAGCUAUUGAACAUCACGCACAGAGAGUGUGUGUGUAUUAAAUUCCAAAAGCAACAAACAAAAUAAAAUAAUAUUAAAAAGAAAACUACAAUUACCAUGGGUAGUUCAAAAUAGAAAUACUUUAAUAACACUAAAUAUGACAUUGUAAGGUUUUUUGGACCUAAGAGAAACCAAAAUUCUAGUGAGCACUCGCCUCGCACUUGUUUGUCUGAGCGUCUGUUUCUGUUCAUUUUGCUCACUAUCGACCACACACACACAUAAACACACCCAUAAGCCCAUACACAUACAUACUCAAGUAAAUUGUAUGUAGCUUGUAAUUUAUUUAUUUUUCUAUAUCACCUCUUAUUGAUCUAAUUUACAUAUUUAUAGAAUUUGUGCCGUCUGAUAAUUUCUUCUUGUUUCUGUGUAAAAUGCAAAAGUAUUAUAUGCUCAAGAAUAUUAA
Drosophila innubila is the source of this 7760-nucleotide messenger RNA. RefSeq names its product triple functional domain protein (gene trio). The record is from RefSeq and is a predicted model, not a curated record. Gene Ontology annotation, cellular component: cytoplasm. The coding region runs from base 393 to 7319 and encodes 2308 amino acids. Lineage: Eukaryota; Metazoa; Arthropoda; Insecta; Diptera; Drosophilidae. Gene Ontology annotation, molecular function: protein binding; guanyl-nucleotide exchange factor activity. The transcript is spliced from 17 exons. Gene Ontology annotation, biological process: axon guidance; intracellular signal transduction.